AUGUUCGAAUACAUUUACUCAAUUUACGGACUUUCAUAUCACGAAGUUUUUAUCAAGAAACUUGCUGAUUACAUACUCGAAACAAAUGGAUACGGAAUCAACUCAAAGGAUGUUGAUCUUCCUUCUUUCGAGCGAUUCAUUAAUACGAUUAUUAAAUAUAUUGUCUCAUCAGUUGACGAAGUACCUCCUGUUGUCAAGCAGAUGCUUGCAAUAUUGAGAUCAUAUGCUGCUGUACGUACAAAUUCUUGCAAAGAGUUAUAUGACAUCGUUGGAUCAAUGUUUUUCGAAUCUUUCAUCAUUCCUGGCCUUAUUUCUUACGGAUCUGGAACUCCUGAGAACAAAUCAUUGAUGUCGAAAAUUGUUUUCAUUCUUAGAGUCAUUUUCAGACUCGGAAAAAUGAAUGGAAAGUUACAAUUCCUCGAUGCAUUGAAUCUUCGUCUGGAAAAGCAUAUUUAUCCAAAGCUCAUGGAGUUUGUCUUUACGAUAAGUGAAAAUACAAACGAAGAUUUGACAUAUGAAGAUGUCCAACCAGUAAAGAUCGCCAGAGCCAUCGAAAUCAUCAUGAAAGUUAUCUCAGCAAGACACGAAGUCUUCAAGAAGGUUUAUACUCAAGUUGCUGAUCCAACAAACGAAAUGUCAAAAACAACAAUUUUGGGAGCGGCCGUUGCAAGUCUUAUGACCACUUUCUUCCUCUACCAGUUCGAUAGCAAACCACCGGCCGAGGAAGACCCAGAAAAUUGGGAUGAUCCACCGAAAUCUCCGAAAAAGAUUAAAAGACUUGUUAAAAUCACUGAUGACACACAGAUUCCUGAAGAUGAGAAGUUGGUACAUAGAAUUAUGAGAAUUGACCAGAUGGAUAUCCAAACAUUGGAUCCAAACCAUACAAAGAAAUAUUAUAAGAGAAUUGUAAAAAAAACGAAGAUGGGAGAGAAAUGA
This is a messenger RNA of Trichomonas vaginalis G3, 936 nucleotides long. RefSeq names its product GTPase activation domain, GAP family. Bases 1 to 936 code for a protein of 311 amino acids. NCBI's taxonomy places the organism in Eukaryota, Parabasalia, Trichomonadida, Trichomonadidae. The record is from RefSeq and is a predicted model, not a curated record. The transcript has a single exon.